Merops nubicus (carmine bee-eater) is the source of this 2691-nucleotide messenger RNA. RefSeq names its product KIAA1549 ortholog. The coding region runs from base 1 to 2379 and encodes 792 amino acids. The transcript has 15 exons. The record is from RefSeq and is a predicted model, not a curated record. Lineage: Eukaryota; Metazoa; Chordata; Aves; Coraciiformes; Meropidae.
AUGGCCUUGGUACAGCAGCUUGAAAUCUUUCAGAUGUUUUUCCUCCAUUCUGCUUUUUCCUCAGCCUUUCAUUAUCCCAAGCUCAAUGUGUCUCAGUUGAUGAAAUCUUCCUGGGUGAGAACAGUUCUCUUGGGUGUCGUCGACCAGCGAAUUCAGGAGGAAGUGUUCCAGGCCGAGAUGGAACGGAAGCUGGCUCACCUGUUCAACGAGGCUUUGCUCAGGGGGCGGGUGUGGAGACGAGCCAGCUUUGCAGGCAGCAACAUUGUGCAGAUUGUGAACGUGUCACGGUUAGUUGGUGUUGAUGACCCUGUGGAGCUCAUCUAUUUUGUGGAGGACCAAGAUGGAGAGAGACUCAGCGCUCUGAAGUGCUCAGACCUGAUGAACAGAGUCGAUAUCCAGCGGGCCGCAAUCAUCCUUGGAUACCGCAUCGAAGGCACCAUUGCACAACCUGUGGAGAAGCUGAAGGAGUCGACCGUGGAGUCACAGAAUAGCAACCUGUGGAUUAUUGUUGGUGUUGCAGUCCCAGUUGCUGUGGUACUCCUGAUUGUUAUUAUUUUAUACUGGAAACUUUGUCGAACGGACAAGCUGGAGUUUCAGCCAGACACAAUGAGCAACAUUCAGCAGCGACAGAAGCUACAAGCACCCAGUGUGAAAGGCUUUGAUUUUGCUAAGCAACACCUGGGCCAGCACAAUAAAGAUGAUGUCCUGAUUAUCCAUGAGCCAGCUCCUUUGCCAGGACCUAUUAAGGAUACUACCCCAUCUGAAAACGGAGAUGUGCCCAGCCCCAAAUCCAAGACUUCCUCAAAGCCUUCAAAGACUGUUCGACACAGAGGGAGAAUUUCACCAUCAGAUGCUGAGUCCACAGCAAGUGAACAAUCCAGUGGAAGAGAAACAGGAGAAGAAACUGUGAGACCAUCAACUGUUGCAAACGAGGGCAAACCACGCAGAGCAGUGAAAAAGGGACCUCCUCAGACCAGCAAUGGAAAUGAGCAGCAUUCCUCAGCCUCUAUCUUUGAACACGUGGAUAGGAUGUCACGUUCCUCAGAUGCCAGCAGACGGGUCCCAAGCAAGAUCCAGCUGAUUGCUAUGCAACCGAUGGCAGCACCCCCAGUUCAGAACUCGGUGCUUUCUGAUCGAGUAGCAGAGACCAACAAAAUUAAUAAAGAGAUACAAACAGCCCUGAGGCAUAAAUCUGAGAUUGAGCAUCACCGAAAUAAGAUCCGUCUUCGCGCCAAGCGCAAGGGGCACUAUGAAUUUCCAGUGGUGGAUGACGUGGUGGUGGGUGACUCCAAAGAACAGCACAGAAUAUAUCGCAAGGCACAGAUGCAGAUUGACAAGAUCUUGGACCCUGGAGGCAGUGUGCCUACUGUCUUCAUAGAGCCCAGGAAGAGUUCUCGUGCAAAACGUUCUCCCAAGCAGCGCCGGCGACAUCAGAUAAAUGGGAGCCCAACUGAUGCAGAAAAGGACAGGUUAAUCACAACUGACAGUGAUGGGACAUACAAAAGGCCUCCAGGAGUCAAUAAUUCUGCAUAUAUUUCUGAUCCAGACUUGCCUCCUGAACCUCUGACAUCAUCCUCAGCUGACCUGGGGAAGUUCCCUGGCUUGCCUUCCCACCCAGUCUCCCAGUACGUCCCACCACAGCCAUCCAUUGAAGAGGCUCGGCAGACCAUGCAUUCGCUGCUGGAUGAUGCUUUUGCACUGGUGGCUCCCAGCAGCCAAGCAGCCAAUUCCACGGCCGCCACACCACCGCGGGUCUCCGCAGGACAGCCGAGAUACGUGGAAUUUGGAAUGACUCCACAAACAGCACCAGGUCUCCUACCAAGGCAGAACUUUGGGCCAGGUUUUCUUCAACCUGCAGAGUUAAUGCACCCAGACCAGCAGCCACCUGAAGUUCAAUAUUCCUCCAGAGGGAUAUACUCAGAGGAAAUGCCAUCAGUGGCACGGCCACGACCAGUUGGAAGCACUGCAGGUUCUCAGAUACAGCACCUCACUCAGGUGGGAAUUGCUAGCAGGAUCGGAGGUCAACAAGUGGAGAUCCCCUCAGGCAGAGCAGGGCAUGGCCAGCCGGGGGGGCCAGGGUGGCCCCAGUACCGUGGAGAGGAUGAAUGUGCUAGGCGAGAUGCAAUGCAUAUGCAUGGACACCAAGAAUAUUCCUCCUCACCAGUAUUCCAGAUGCCGAGGACUUCAGCCAGGCAGCCUUCAGCACCCCCUGCUCAGCUUCCACACAACAGCCUUCAGGGCCAGGGCCUUUGCUACACCACCAGUUCCACUGAGGACCUCCAGCCAGGUCACUCUUCAGCCUCUCUUAUCAAAGCAAUUAGAGAAGAACUUCUACGACUUUCUCAGAAACAGACAACAGUGCAGAACUUCCACAGUUGAUUUAGCAUUCCCUUGCAAAUCUGCCAGGUAUCUGCUUCCUAUGGAAGCAAAGACUUAGAGGAAAUCAGCAAUGUCAUUCUCUCAAAAGAAAGAACUUUCACAGCUCUGUUGACAACACUCUGGAAAAAAAGAAAAAGGCAGCAAAAUCAGGAUAGUAAGGAGAGAUGGGGGACAAACAGGGAAAACCAUCAGUGUCAUUACAAGUAAUAUUAAUUAAUCUGCUAAUAUUACGGUGCUCCUCUUCUCUCCCUACUCUUAUUCAGCCUAACAAAUAAAUAAAACCUUAGGUCAAGAACUCCACACUCCAACAAC